This is a messenger RNA of Rhinichthys klamathensis goyatoka, 2729 nucleotides long. RefSeq names its product GTPase IMAP family member 8. The record is from RefSeq and is a predicted model, not a curated record. The transcript is spliced from 5 exons. The coding region runs from base 169 to 2526 and encodes 785 amino acids. Gene Ontology annotation, molecular function: GTP binding. NCBI's taxonomy places the organism in Eukaryota, Metazoa, Chordata, Actinopteri, Cypriniformes, Leuciscidae.
GUUCUCUGUUAUCAAGUCGUACAGUGCAACGCACACCAUGUCUCUGACAAUGCUUGUAGUAUUAACUGUAUAUAACUGCAGUUAAUGCAUUAUUUUAAAGGACUGGAUCUAAUAUUUACCUGUUAAUUAAGAAUUUUGGAACCUGAGAAGAGGAAUUUGAGUGUCGUCAUGAAUCGAAGCAGUUCACAUAGCUCCUCAGAGCUGAGGAUUGUCCUUUUUGGUCCAAAAAAUGAUGAGAAAUGUUCAGCAGGAAACACUAUCCUGGGCAAAAACGAGUUUGACUUGAAGAAGACUUUGCACAGUAUAAAAAUAUGCAGUGAAAUAGCUGGUGCAAAGAUCACUGUGGUUGAUACUCCAGGCUGGUGGGGAAAUUUACCCUUUGAAGAAAAUCCUGAACUGUACAAACAGGAAAUUGUCUUUAGUGUGACUAAAUGUCCUCCAGGACCUCAUGUCCUGCUCCUGGUCUUAAAUGUGGACACACCAUUUAAACAAAAUGAAAAACACGUUCUGUGUGAUAACAUUAGAUAUUUUGGCGAGAAGGUAUGGAGGCACACAAUGGUGUUGUUCACCUGUACAGAUCAACCUGGAGGUAUAACAACACAACAGUUUAUUGAGAAUGAAAGUGAAACCCUUCAGUGGCUCAUUGAGAAAUGUGGGAACAGAUAUCAUGAGCUCAAUACUAAAAACUGGGGUGAUGGAUCUCAGGUGACAGAACUGCUUAAGAAAAUACAGGAGAUGGUGGAAGGAAACAUGAUAUAUGAUAUCGGCCAUUAUGAAAUUGACAGACAGACUUUGCAACAUGUGAAGGAGAAGAGGAGAGAACAGGAAAAGAGAGCAGAGGAAAGAAGGAUGAAGAAUCAGACAAGAUGCAAGACAAGAACAAGCGCCUACUCCAUUUAUGACAAUGUUCCUUCUCAACAGAGAGGUCUUCGUAUUAACUGGUCAGAAUGCUAUAUUAACAUAAUGCUGACCUACAAUACCAUUUUAAAAUAUGUAUGUCUGCCAACAGGAAAUAAACAUCCCCUCUCAGAGAUGAGGAUGGUGCUACUGGGUUAUAAUGGAUCUGGGAAGAGUUCAGCAGGAAACACCAUCCUGGGCAAAUCUGCAUUUGAUUGCAAAAGAUCACUUACAUCUGCUGUAGGAGAAGGAGAUUUUGCUGGAUUUUGCAUUACUGUGGUUGACACUCCAGGCCGAAGAAGAAAUUACCACUCAAAAUACACCCCUAGACUCUAUAAAGAUGAGGUUGUAUUGAGUUCAUCUCACUGUCCUCCAGGACCUCACGUCUUUCUCCUGGUCAUACGAGUGGAUGUUUCUUUCACUGAAGUGUACAAAAAGGCAGUAGAAGAACAUGUUGCCUAUCUUGGUCUAAAUGUCUGGGAUCACAUGAUUGUUCUCUUUACCUUUGGUGACUGGUUGAGAGACACAAGCAUUGAGCUGUUCAUUGAGAGUGAAGGAGAAGCUCUGCAGUCGAUACUAGACAAAUGUGGGAACCGGUAUCAUGUCUUCAACAACAGGAACAAAGAUGAUGGUAAUCAAGUGACUGAGCUGUUAGAAAAGAUAAAAGAGAUGAUAGCAGGAAACAAACGAAGCUUUUUUGAGAUAAACAAAACAAAUUUACAAGAGGUAAAAAACAGAAGGCUGGAAGUAGUUGAAAGAGCAAAACAAAUAAAGGCUGGAGUGCAAAGAAAAAAUGAACAGAGAUGUUCAGCAUCAGGAGAACUUUUUGAAAUGAGGUUGGUGUUGCUUGGACCACACUAUUCUGGCAAGAGUUCAACAGGGAACACAAUUUUGGGAAGGAAAGCGUUUGACAGAAUAAUAGAAGAGAAUUUAAAAGAAAAUGGGGAAGUUGCAGGAAGGAAUCUCACUGUGGUUUAUACACCAGGUUUUGAGAAAGAUUACCUUAUUGGAAAAAGACUUGAGGACAUUAAACUCAACAUCUUGAGAACUGUAGCAGAACAGUCUUCAGGAAUACAUGCUUUCAUUGUAGUCCUUUGUGUUGAGUCUUCCUUUGCAGAGGAAGAGAAGAGCGCACUAGAGAAAAUCAUGGAGUCUCUCUUUGAAAGAAUCUGGAAUCACACGCUGGUUGUGUUCGCUGUUGGAGAUGAACUAGUAGACACUCCCAUAGAGUUAUUCAUUGCAAGUGAAGGUGACGCUCUCCAGUGGCUCAUUGAGAAAUGUGGGAACAGGUAUCAUGUUCUCAAUACUAAAAACUGGGGUGACGGAUCUCAGGUCACAGAACUGCUGGAGAAGAUCGAGGAGAUGGUGGCAGGAAACAGUGGACGCCUUUAUGAAAUGGACAGAGAGACUUUAGAGAGAGUUGAAAGGACAGUUGCUGUACCCAUUAAAAGAGCACAGAGCAUGGAUAAUCCAGUAAAUAUUGCCGAAGGUUGCAGUCCUUCCUCAGGGAUCAGUUCAGCAUAUGUGUCCCAGAGAUCGCAGGAAGCACCUGAAGAGAGGCGUUUCAAGUCAAGUUCAAAAAGGAGCUCUGGAGUGGAGUCUCUUGGCUCUAUUCCUGAGUUUGAUUAGUUGCUUUUCCACUGUCGAGUCAGUGCGAGUCAGGGCCAACACCGUGCCGGGCCAAAAUCAAGUUGCGUUUCCGAUGUUGGGCCAGUUGCCCCGCAGCGCUACCCUACAACCCAAUAGGUCUCUGAAUGUGUUUCAACUUGUCUAUCAGCGAACUGUGACCGAAUGUCUGUGAACGUAUGCACACAAUUUUAAUGAUUAUUCAG